AUGAGCGGGGAGCCUCUGCUGCCGUAUCACACGGCCGAAAGCGGCCCCGGAGUGGGCCUGUUCACCACCACCAUGGGGAAGCUGCAGCGGCAACUGCAGACGGGCGAAUACAACAUAUUCAAGGACGCACCCAUAUUCGAGAGUGACUUUAUCCAGAUCACCAAGAGGGGAGAAGUGAUCGACGUGCACAACCGUGUCCGCAUGGUGACCGUGGGCAUCGCGUCCACCAGCCCCAUCCUCCCGCUCCCAGACGUCAUGCUGCUGGCCCGACCGGCCACCAGGUGUAAAGAGCACGCCGGGCGCAGCCAGGCCACCAAGGGGAAGGGCCGCAAGGCUGCAAAGACCUUAGAGCUCACCAGGCUCCUUCCCUUGAAGUUCGUGAGGAUCUCCAUUCAAGAUCGCGAGAAACAGCAGCUGCGCCUGAAGUUCGCCACUGGCCGCUCCUGCUACCUGCAGCUGUGUCCCCCUCGGGACAUGCGGGAAGACCUCUUUGUCUAUUGGGAAAAACUGAUUUACCUCCUGCGACCACCGGUGGACAGUCAGAGCAGCACCUAUGCCAUUCCAGCCAGGGACAUGCUGUGCAUGCCUGUGUUCAAGGAGGAGGACAGGAGGAGCCCAGCGGCUGCAGAUUUCCAAGGCAAGGGGGAUCAGGACCAGGUGAGCAUCCGGAGCCUCCACGUGGGCUCUGAGGUGGCCGAGGCCACCUCCGCAGCUUUUGCUGGGGGGGAGGGCAUCCAACUGGACUCCUACACACCCGACACCGGGCCCGAUGCGGCCACUGCAAACGCACAACCUACAGAGCUUGCCGCAGGGUCAGCAGUGGGGGCAACGACAGAGCUGGAGGCAGCAGAGGGGGCAGCAGGCGCCAAAGCGGGUGCUUUGAGCGUGGCAGUGACUGAGUCCACGGCCCCUGAAGAGCAGAGCACGGCCAUCGCAGCCACAGCCGUCCAGGGACCGGGAGGAAGCCAAACCAACGCAGCCACUGCGGACGCUGCCAAAACAUCCCUGAGGAGCAGGAAAAGGGCCCCGGCAGGUGGGGCGCACACGGUGGAGUAUGCCUCCAGCGUGUCCACCAGCCCCUCCCCGGAGGCCAGCUCCACUGCGGUCAGAGCAGAACCUACCAGCAGGACUGGCAAAGGAACAGCCGACAAGGAGGACGAGGGGAACCUCAUCUCAACCUUGCCGCAGGAAGGCCAAGUGAGUGAACAGGAUGGUGCGCCACGGAGAGUGCCCCAGGACCGCAAGCGAAGAAGGGAAAGAAGGGAGCGCCGGGAAAAGGAGAGAGCUCUCAGGAGCUCCCAGCUCCGCAGGGCAGCGGAAAGCCACCCCAAGCCAGGGGGGGACAAGACCAUCCGGAAAGCAACUGGCCGGUCCUCAGGCAGCCGUGGAGCCACAAGAGAUGACAAAAAGGAGAAAGGCCACGGCAGCCCAGGGAACAGCAAACGGGGCACCACGCACAAAGGCAUCAGCCAUGCUCCCAUCACCAAGGAGUCCACGACCUCACACAAAUCAGGUAGGAGCUUAUCUACAGGGAGUUCAGGUUCCUCCCCCAAGAGACUCAGCAGGAUCAGCUCUUUCUUGAGGAACGUCAGAACCAGUCUUACUACGAAGACAGUGGCCACAUAUCGCGAUAAAGAUGUGGCUAUCUUGGCAAAGGCGGCAGAAAGGGCCGGAAUGGAGGCCAUCAUAGAGACAGCAGGGAGUGGCCAGGGGCUGGAAACCACUGUUCAUGUGACAUCUGAGACCAUGGAGGCAGUGACCGUUGAAGCCCAUCAGUAG
This is a messenger RNA of Hippopotamus amphibius kiboko, 1779 nucleotides long. It is a transcript of the gene GARIN4, whose product is annotated as golgi associated RAB2 interactor family member 4. Bases 1 to 1779 code for a protein of 592 amino acids. Lineage: Eukaryota; Metazoa; Chordata; Mammalia; Artiodactyla; Hippopotamidae. Gene Ontology annotation, cellular component: nucleus. The transcript has a single exon. The record is from RefSeq and is a predicted model, not a curated record.